Messenger RNA from Ornithodoros turicata, 1100 nucleotides. Its product is annotated as alpha-1,3-mannosyl-glycoprotein 4-beta-N-acetylglucosaminyltransferase B-like. Gene Ontology annotation, biological process: protein N-linked glycosylation. The record is from RefSeq and is a predicted model, not a curated record. The coding region runs from base 147 to 887 and encodes 246 amino acids. Lineage: Eukaryota; Metazoa; Arthropoda; Arachnida; Ixodida; Argasidae. Gene Ontology annotation, cellular component: endoplasmic reticulum-Golgi intermediate compartment; endoplasmic reticulum; Golgi stack. The transcript has 6 exons. Gene Ontology annotation, molecular function: acetylglucosaminyltransferase activity.
UGGAUGUUGUGUGUGCAGAAUGCGUAUUUGGCAAUUGUGUUUCGCUACAAAGUCAGGGAGAACCAUUCGAUUUCGUUGCGUUCCUUCAGCGGUGAUCAGUUUGAGCUGCUGCACGGCUAUAUUGCUGUGGGUGUUCGAGUGGCUCUAUGCAGCUAAGUCUGUCGAAUCUUCAAGGAAGUUCCAGCUACAUAUGCCAUACAUGGAACGCUUUCUACCAGACAUCUCGUCUUCGCGUCGCCCCGUACUCCUCGCCUCCAAAGGAAGGACAGGAGGUAAACUGCACACAUGCUGUCAGCAAAGUGUGGAUUCCUCAUCCCCUGCCUAUGUUCAAGCAGGAUUAUAGGAGCACCCAUGAACUUCAACCAGUUCCAGAGACGGGGCCUGAGAGAGCAUUUAUCUUCGUGCCACAUGCCAAUCCCCCAGCAUUGGUUUCUGCAUCAUUGGGGGCAUACAGCGAGCACAGCAUCGAAAAAGCUUACAACGCUUCAGGUUUCUACUGGAAUCUAGCACCAAGGAUAGGAGACAGAAUACUUUUCAAUUUCACCUCGCCAACACGUCUCUUUUCGGUGUCCCUUCGCAGCGGCAGCAAUGAUUACCCCGAUGCCUGUUUCCAAGCUGCGACAGUCGAAGUGAAAGUGGCAAGGCGUAAAGGUGCUGCUGCCUUUCCAAGAACAGAAGAUGGCUGGUCCGUGUUAUGUGGGAUGGAGCCAAGAUGCCGCGUGUUCCUGCCUAUUCGAUUUGGCCUCGUACACCAGAUGAGGAUACGCUUCCACCGCAACUCCUCCAAAUCGGUCAUAUUAUCACAGAUAGUAAUUGAGGAGUGGAACUUGAAGAAUAUUGCAACAGCAAUGAAGAAUUCCAUACUUCGUUUCCUGAAGAAUACCUAACCAAGAGUACCGCCCAAGACCAAAAGCAGACUGAGCCCUGUUAAGUUUGCACAUGCUAGUUGAUUCCAGUAGAACCUUCCCAAUCAAUCCAAACGACGCAGCACAUAACAGCUGAAAACUGAUGUGUCAGCUGAGGCGUUUCCUGUUUCCUCGCUUUUUUGUUUCAUAGUGUAUAAAUGUGCAGUGCAUAACUGUCUAGUAAAAGCUAUUCUU